AUGGGAGAGUCGGGCUCACAGGCGGGCUCCUGGUUCGUCCCCUCGUCGGUCCACCCGCUCUUCCUCUCCAAGCUGUCCCCUUCUGCAGACUUCGCCGUUGCCGUCUUUCUCACCUUCACGGGUGUCCUGUCCUUGCUGGGAAACGGCACGGUGCUGUUAGUCUACUGCAGGAAGAGAAAGAAGCUCAGACCUCCAGAGCUCAUGACCGUCAACCUGGCUCUCUGUGAUUUUGGCUUCAGUCUCUUGGGAGCCCCGUUUUUCAUCAUUUCCAGUCUGUGUCAUGCCUGGGUGUUCGGGGAGAUCGGGUGCCUCUGGUACGGCAUCCAGGGCUUUGUGUGCGGCAUCGGCUCUUUGCUCACCACCUGUCUCAUCUCUGUGGACCGCUGCCUGAAGAUCUGCUGCUUAAGAUACGGUCAAUGGAUCGAGAGGCGCCAUGUGUCUCUGUCCAUAGCCCUGAUGUGGGUCUGCACGCUGUUCUGGGCCAUCCUGCCCGCUUUCGGGUUUGGAAGUUACGGACCAGAACCUUACGGGACCAGCUGCACCAUCAACUGGUGGAGAAUGAAGUCGUCUCUAAAUGACAGAAUCUACAUUUUCCUCAUCCUGACUUUAUGCUUCGGAUUUCCAGCCAUCUCCAUCGUCACCUCGUAUUUGGUCAUCCUGCUGACGGUCUACAGGUCUAAUCGAACUCUGGCGUCUAUCUCGUCCUCCUCGGUCAGUCACACCAGCAAAGACCUGAGACUGACAAAGAUGGCUGCCGUGGUGUGCGCCAGCUUCCUCCUGGCCUGGCUGCCCUACGCUACUGUGUCCCUGAUCUCUGCGCUCCUGCCCAGAGACGACCAGGAGGCCGGCAGCACUUUACGGACUGUGGCGGAGGAGUCGACCGCCAUGGCCUCGAGCUCUCUAAACGCUCCAAAGAUCCUGGACAUCCCCUCGUUGCUCAACUGGACCGUUACAGAAGUUUAUGGACAGAUUUACACCCCUGAGAGCAAGUGGAGUGUAGUGAGCAACAUCAGUUCGGCCGCCGUCACCUCCACCCUGAGCAAACACGCUGAGCCAGUGACAAGGAGCCCCCAGCUGCUCUCUGGUCUUCCGCCUGUCGUCACCUUGAUCCCCGCGAUGUUUGCCAAGUCCCACUCCAUGAUCAACCCUCUCAUCUACCAGCUCAUGAACGAGGAGUUCAGGCAUGACGUCUAUGUGAUGGUGUUCGGCCAAACAGAGAGGAGGCACGUGCGGACGGAGAGCAUCAGUCUCUCCUACUGCCGGAGCUGGAGGAAGAACAGGAGCCACCCCAUGUCCUCGUCGCCAGAAAGAAAAAAUAGAAAUCUGAAGACACAGAAGACCCGGCGGAGCAGCAGGGGAACAGACUUUUGGCCAGAUGAUGCUACUAGAUAAUAAAUAUGUUGAUGAAGGUUCUCAGUCACCCAGGUCAUGGUAAUGAAGUGAUGUAUCGUAGGCAACUGGACGUGUUUCAUUUCCUUGAAGACGUUGCACCUCUCAUCCAAGAGGCCUCUUCAGUUUUAAUUAACUGGUGUGGAGUUGCAGGCUUGCAGCCUCCAGAUUAUAAACUUCGUCUCCUCGGGAGCUAAAGGCAACAUUGGAUAGACGCUGCAGCAUCGGCGGAGAGAGAGAUCUGAGACAGAUAGAUGGAAAGACAGACAGAUUAUAUAAACCUGUGUGGGAUUACAAUGGAUGUAC
Acanthopagrus latus (yellowfin seabream) is the source of this 1695-nucleotide messenger RNA. It is a transcript of the gene opn9, whose product is annotated as opsin 9. The record is from RefSeq and is a predicted model, not a curated record. The transcript is spliced from 8 exons. Gene Ontology annotation, molecular function: G protein-coupled receptor activity. NCBI's taxonomy places the organism in Eukaryota, Metazoa, Chordata, Actinopteri, Spariformes, Sparidae. Gene Ontology annotation, cellular component: membrane. Gene Ontology annotation, biological process: G protein-coupled receptor signaling pathway. Bases 1 to 1392 code for a protein of 463 amino acids.